CCAGGCCCUCUCCACCAGACGGCCCAGACCGCCUCCAUCGCCCGCCUCCAUCGCCCGCCUCAUCCAGCAACCGCCACCGUCUCAAAACAUGGCUGCCGCGGUCCACGAGUCCUUGAAGCUCUACACUUCGUCCGAUUCAUUGGCCAUCGAGCCUGUGUACCUGGACUCGUUCUCUCCCCGUGAAGCCGUGGUCAUCCAGCGAGACACCUCUGCCAUCUCGUUGCAGUCAUACUCGCCCAGCUUCGAUGCCCAAGGAGAAACGAUCCACGGACUCAUCGGCCUCAUCCGACUCAACAGCGGCGAUCACCUCAUCGUCGUCACCAACCGCACCAAGCUGGGUCGUCUGGAUGGAAAUGACAUCUACAAGCUCACCGGACACAAGAUCGUGUCGGUCACCAAGAGCACUGUGCAUCUCUCGGAGCAGCAGAUCCGCGACGACGGUGUCUAUAUCGGCCUCCUGAACGACCUCUUAGGAUCUGGAUACUUUUACUUUUCCUACACCCUGGACCUGACCCGCAGUCUCCAGCAAACCAGAUUCCCAAAGAGCUCGGAGCCCCUCUGGAGAACGGCCGACGACCGGUUCUUCUGGAACGAAUACCUCAGCGCUCCGCUGACCCAGCUCGCCACCAAGGACAGCAACGAGAUUUCGAGAUUCGUCCUUCCGAUCAUCUGUGGAUUUGUCGAGAUCCAGGCCGUUUCUCUCAACGCCAGGCCGUUCACCUACGCCCUCAUCUCGCGCAGGAGCAAGUAUCGCGCGGGCACCCGCUACAACUCGCGCGGAGUUGACAUCGAGGGCAAUGUGUCCAACUACGUCGAGACCGAGCAGCUGGUCAUCACCGCGACGAACCAGCGAGUGUCCUUUGUUCAGACGCGCGGAUCUAUCCCGCUCUUCUGGAGACAGGUUGUCAAUGUCAAGUACAAGCCCAAGCUGGUCAUCGAGAGCUCUGGCCUGAUCACCGGCGAGGCGUUCCGAAAGCACUUUGUCGAUCAGAUCAAGCGCUACGGCAACCAAAUCGCCGUCAACUUGAUCGACAAGAAAGGCGGCGAGCUGAAGUUGGCCAACGACUUCGAGUAUCAUGUCCGAAACCUGAGUGACCCCCGCAUCAGAUACGUGCACUUUGACUUCCACCACGAAUGCCGCAAGAUGAGAUGGGACCGCAUCUCGAUCCUGGUUGACAGCAUCAAGGACGAGCUGGAUCAGCAAGGGUACUGCCGUGUCGAUGGUGACCAGCUGCUCCAGGUCCAGUCCUCGGUCAUCCGAACGAACUGCAUGGACUGCUUGGAUCGCACCAACGUUGUGCAGAGCGUCUUUGCCCGGCGUGUGCUCACUCAGCAGCUGCGCGAUCUCGGUAUCCUGGGUCCCCGGGAGUCGGUCGAAGAUACAGGCGACUUUGAGAAGAUGUUCAAGAACGUGUGGGCGGACAAUGCCGAUGCCAUCAGCAACCAGUACUCUGGAUCAGGAGCUCUCAAGACUGACUUUACCCGCACGGGCAAGCGCGGCUUUGGCGGCCUGCUGCAAGAUGGCGCCAACUCGCUGAUUCGAUAUGUAAAGAACAACUACUUUGAUGGCACGCGCCAGGACUCGUUUGACCUGUUGUUGGGCAAGUACCAGGUCAGCGCCGGCGUCUCGCCGUUCAAGAGCCAGCUCAAGCUUCAUCAUGUUGCUCUCCCCCUGGGCGCCCUUUUCUCCAUCUUUAUGGCGUUCGUGGUCCUGUCGGUGCGAUUCGAGCGCCUGUCCGGACAGCUCUUCUACCUGCUCUUUUGGAGUCUCUCGGCUGCCGCCUGCCUGCGGCUGAUCGUGAUGAAGGGCACCGAGUUUGUCGAACGGCCUCAUCUCGUCGAGACGGAUCCGUUCCACACCACCGGAGUCAAACAAGAGGCCGACAGCGCCUACUCCUGGGGCAAGGAGAAGCUCCAUCAGAUCUAGACUGUCUGUGUUGGCAUCAUGGAUCCAUGUAUUCCGAUGCGAAGUGCACCCGGUGCCGGCGCUUGUCGGCGCCGAGAGUAUACAGCCGAUGUUGCUCCACAA
Molecule: messenger RNA, 2029 nt
Organism: Polychytrium aggregatum
Lineage: Eukaryota; Fungi; Chytridiomycota; Chytridiomycetes; Polychytriales
Product: Sac phosphatase domain-containing protein
Exons: 13
Coding region: 89-1927 (612 amino acids)
Biological process (GO): phosphatidylinositol dephosphorylation
Cellular component (GO): endoplasmic reticulum
Molecular function (GO): phosphatidylinositol-4-phosphate phosphatase activity
Source: RefSeq, a predicted model, not a curated record